GCCAGUCUGUAGCCACAGGAGAAUCUCACCUCUGCUACUUGGACUCUGCUUUCAACAUCUAUCUAUCAGUCAGCACCAGGGGCAUUUUAAAUAGAUAGCUGCUGUAUUGAUCCCUGUCUGUAGGACCAGGUGUAUUGUGUAGUAGCUGUGACGGUGACCCAGCCUGGGCUCUCAGGACUGGUUUGUGCCGAAGGCUGAAAACUAGGAAGUGUGAGGAUGGGGGUGUGGAUCAGAAAAGUGGUCUUCUCUCUGCUGAUGCUACAGCUGGCCACGACUGUCACAGCACAAGGCAUUGGUGAGUACCUCAACCUAUCACCUAUCAAUACCCCUCUUUGACCUAUCAAAAUGCUCUUAAAGUAGCACACCAGUAACCUUUAUUUGUUGUAAUACCUUAUCAAUAUACUCAAUCUGUACCUUCUUAAUCUAUGCAAUCUGUAACUUCUAAAUCUACACCAAAUCUGAAUCUCUAACCUUGCUUCUCUGCUGAAUCUGUCAUUUCUCCCUUAGUCAUUAAAUCAUGCAUUCUGCAGUGAUUUUCUGAUUACGAUGAAGUAUAAUGAUAUAUUUAGCAGGGGCUCUGUUAAAAUUAUUGCCUUUAAUGGGUUUGGGUUUAAUGCAUUGUGUUGUGGAAAAGGCUGCAUACUUACACAUCUAUCGAUAGGGUGACCCAAAUAAGCCUGCUCUGGGAAAGUAGAAUGACACUGAUUGGCUUUAGGAAAGUAUUUGAGCAAUAACUUAAUUUCUCUGGAAUCCAUACACAUCAAUUUUUCCAUACAAACACACAUUUCUUUGUAUUAUUCCAGAAUUUGGGUCAUGGCUGAAGCAGCAGUGGAUUUGUUCCAGCGGAAAGAGUUCACUGCUGGCCCUUUGGUCAAUCUGCCACUUCAUAAAACAGUGGCACCACACACACACACACAUGCACAGUCUACCACUUCAUAAAGCCCUGACACUCAGCAGGAGCAGUUCUACAGCUCGUCAGUGAUUGCCACAGGCAUGAAGUCACACACUUACUAAACUCACUAAUAACAGUCACACAUGCAUGCACACAGGCACAAACACAUGACUUCUGAAUAAAUGUUGCCUCUGUGUUGUCUGUGUUUCCUGUGUUAGUGUACGACCUGCUGGUGUCUCCAGACUGCCUGCCUGACCUGACGCAGGGAGGGCUGAAGAAUAAAGGUCUGGAUGAGGCCUUCCUCCUCUCCUCCUUCAGGCUCCACAGCAAAUCCCCCUCUCAUCUCUACAGCAUCAUCAACCCCAGGGACAACAGCAAGUACCUGGAAUUCACCCUGCAGGCCAAACUCAACAAGGGUAAACACUGCCAUGCUGCCUGUCUCAAUUUACAAACAUGAUCAUACAUCUAAAUCAAAUCUCUCUCUUUUCCUCCUUCUCUCCCUUCCUCUUUAAAUAUCAUUCCUAUGCAACUAACUGAACUUUCCCUCAGUGACGAUCCGUUACCAGAAGACUGAUGGUAGGGCUGGCACCACCAGUUUUAACCACCCCUCUCUGGCGGACGGCAAAGAGCAUCAUGUGAUGAUCCAUGCCAGCGGUCUGCAGAGAGGACCAGGUCGUAUGGCGGUCUACGUAGACUGUAGACUGGCUCACACUGUGGACGAGCUGCCUGCUGCCUUUGGGACGCUAACACCUGGACACAACUUGGUGGCGCUUAGGACCCUGCAGCCAACCGGGCAGGUGAGACACAAGACUAGCAUAGAUACAGAUGAGUAAGAUUUUUUUGUGUUAUCACUCACCAACCUCUUGUCCACCUGUUUCUGUCAGGAUGAGUUGACGGACCUGAAACUGGUGAUAGAGGACACCUUAAAUAACGUUGCUACACUUCAGGACUGCAGCAUGCAGCAGAGCGAGUCUCUGGGUACUAUUCAGCUACUGGGUAAGAACACAGGCCUGUUGUAAAGGCUAUCAGGCUGCCUGAAACAUGUCUUGACUGUUUCUGAUGUCACAUUGUGGGUCUCUGCCAUACUGUACAUUUGACCCACUUGAGACCCGCAUUUCGACAUAAGUUAGCAUAAACCAUCAAGUCAUGUAGUCUGUAUGAUGGAACAUAGAAAUACACUUUAGCUAAACUGUAGCUAAAGAUUGCAUUUCCCACAGGCCUCCAGGCAGGCGGACAGGACCCGUCUCAGAUGUUGGCGCUCAACAAGAUGAUGUCAGAGAUGAAGGACCUGCUCCUCCAACAGGUACAUCUCCUGCCUUACAGUAGAUAUGAUGUUGUACCCUCACCUUUUAAGGCACCACCAUGUAUGUCUUUUUCUCUGUAUCUACAGUAAACUGGUAUUUUCUUUCCCCCUAAAAGAUUAAGGAGACCACAUUCCUUAGAAACACCAUCUCAGAGUGUCUGGCAUGUGGUAAGCUGUUCUCUUAGAUCUAUUACUACUAAUACAAUGCUACUGUUACUGCUUAGGACUAAUGAUUUCUGAUAAUAAUGAAUGACUUACUUAUAUGCAUGCUCUUAUUUUAACUGUCAACUGAAACCUGAUUAAUAAAAUACUGAUGAGACUGAUACUGAUUGAGGAUACUCAAGUUAUGUGCGUUGUUAUACUAUACAUGCGUGUGUCUCUGUCUGUAGGUCUGAGUGGCAACAUGGCGUCAGGCCCAGGUACAGGUGCACGGCCAGGCCCGUCCCAGUGUAGUCCAGGUGUGUGUUUCAAUCAGGACAUGUGUAUCCCGGCCGAGGGAGGACGCUUCACCUGCGCCCCCUGCCCCGACGGAUACACUGGAGACGGAGUUUACUGUGAUGACGUGGACGAGGUAGGGGGGUGUGUGUGUUACUGGGUCAGUUGAACCUUUAACCCCUACUUCCCCAGCGUAUGGUGUGAACACUAACGUGUGUGUGUGCGUGUGUGUUGCAGUGCCAGUUUAACCCCUGCUUCCCCGGUGUGAGGUGUGUGAACACGGCUCCUGGGUUCCGCUGUGAGAGAUGCCCUCUGGGAUACACUGGUCUUGAGAUCAACGGAGUGGGAGUGUCCUACGCACAGUCACACAAACAGGUAACGUAUAGUCACACAAACAGGUACCACACAGUCACAGAAACAGGUACCACACAGUCACACAAACAGGUACCACACAUGCAAAUUGCUUAUAAACAGUAAUAGGCACACGGUAUAGAGUGUGUUAUACUUAAGAGAGCUGCUGUUAUUGUGCCUUGUUACAGUCAGUGGUGUAGUGGAGGGUAUACGCAGGUAUACACCAUAUACCCACUUAUUUUUGUGGGCAUUGCACAUACUCACUUCUUAAUACCCACAAUGACUAUCAGAGUAGUGUAGUGGAGGUAUACGCUGUAUCAAUUAGUAAGGCUGAUGGAACAGAUCAGAAUGCUUAGCUUAAAAUGUUGAUCAAAUAUUAUUUAUUCUCAUUUUAAGUGCAGCAAUGUGCAGAUGGCUACGCGCAAAUGUUCCAAAAUGCAAUUUGCAGGUAAAAAACGGUCUAUAAUGCGCACCACACAUGCGAGCGGUUUCAUGGACAGAGAUUGAAAUAUACGUUUGAAAUUUAGAAAGAGGUUAAAUCUAAAGAUGCAACAACAAUCAUGUGUUGCUAAUAUGAAUAGGAUCAUGCCUUUGGCUGCAAGACAAUGAAAGAAAGUUCAUUUGAAAACCAAUAGAGCAGGAGAGCACAUAUGAGGAAGUCUUUAUAAAAUAAUUGCCUCCACGUUUCUAUGGUGGGAUUUUGGUUAUAGGCUACUUUGAAGCAACGCAAGACAUGCGUCAUAAUAUGAAGUAAAACAUCCAGGUUUCAAACAAUGAAGGAAAAGGAAAGAUAUAGCGAUUCUAAUGACAGGCCUAACUGUCUUCUGGUAGAUGGAAAGGCUUUCUCAAAAACCUUCUCAUUAAAUGUUAACUAACUACAAAGUAGCCUAUGCCUACCUGACAUAAUGGUAUCAUGAUUAUUUGCAUCAAUCCAGUAGCCAUUUGUUUUGCAAACUUGUGCGCUACAGAAACACUGCUAACCAAACAACAGUGCUAUACACUACCGGUCCAAAGUUUUAGAACACCUACUCAUUCAAGGGUUUUUCUUUAUUUUUACUAUUUUCUACAUUGUAGAAUAAUAGUGAAGACAUCAAAAUUAUGAAAUAACACAUAUGGAAUCAUGUAGUAACCAAAAAAGUGUUAAACAAAUCAAAGUAUAUUUUAUAUUUGAGAUUCUUCAAAUAGCCACCCUUUGCCUUGAUGACAGCUUUGCACACUCUUGGCAUUCUCUCAACUAGCUUCACCUGGAAUGUUUUCCAACAGUCUUGAAGGAGUUCCCACAUAUGCUGAGCACUUGUUGGCUGCUUUUCCUUCACGCUGCUGUCCGACUCAUCCCAAACCAUUUCAAUUUGGUUGAGGUCGGGGGAUUGUGGAGGCCAGGUCAUCUGAUGCAGCACUCCAUCACUCUCCUUCUUGGUACAAUAGCCCUUAAACAGCCUGGAGGUGUGUUGGGUCAUUGUCCUGUUGAAAAACAAAUGAUAGUCCCACUAAGCCCAAACCAGAUGGGAUGGCGUAUCCCUGCAGAAUUCUGUGGUAGCCAUGCUGGUUAAGUGUGCCUUGAAUUCUAAAUAAAUCACAGACAGUGUCACCAGCAAAGCACCCCCACAUCAUAACACCUCCUCCUCCAUGCUUUACAGUGAGAACUACACAUGCGGAGAUCAUCCUUUCACCCACACUGCGUCUCACAAAGACACGGCGGUUGGAACCAAAAAUAUCAAAUUUGGACUCCAGACCAUGGGACAAAUUUCCACCGGUCUAAUGUCCAUUGCUCGUGUUUCUUGGCCCAAGCAAGUCUCUUCUUCUUAUUGGUGUCCUUUAGUAGUGGUUCCUUUGCAGCAAUUCGACCAUGAAGGCCUGAUUCACACAGUCUCCUCUGAACAGUUGAUGUUGAGAUGUGUCUGUUACUUGAACUCUGUGAAGCAUUUAUUUGGGCUGCAAUUUCUGAGGCUGGUAACUCUAAUGAACUUAUCCUCUGCUGCAGAGGUAACUCUGGGUCUUCCAUUCCUGUGGCGGUCCUCAUGAGAGCCAGUUUCAUCAUAGCGCUUGAUGGUUUUUGCGACUGCAAGUUCUUGACAUUUUCCGUAUUGACUGACCUUUAUGUCUUAAAGUAAUGAUGGACUGUCGUUUCUCUUUGCUUAUUUGAGCUGUUCUUGCCAUAAUAUGGACUUGGUCCAUCUUCUGUAUACCCCCCCUAACUUGUCACAACACAACUGAUUGGCUCAAACGCAUUAAGAAGGAAAUAAAUUCCACAAAUUAACUUUUAAGAAGGCACACCUGUUAAUUGAAAUGCAUUCCAGGUGACUACCUCAUGAAGCUGGUUGAGAGAAUGCCAGGAGUGUGCAAAGCUGCCAUCAAGGCAAAUGGUGGCUAUUUGAAGAAUCUUAAAUAUAUUUGGACUUUUUUGGUUAAUACAUGAUUCCAUAUGUGUUAUUUCAUAGUUUUGAUGUCUUCACUAUUGUUCUACAAUGUAGAAAAUAGUAAAAAUAAAGAAAAACCCUUGAAUGAGUAGGUGUUCUAAAACCUUUGACCCGUAGUGUACACUCAAAAAUAAAAAUGUCUUAGAUUUUUCCCAAACCUCAAAAGUGGUCUCCUGAUGUGGUUUAAGCAUUGUUGUGGACUUAAAACUUCAAAUGUUGUUGUUUAAAAAAAAAAAAGAGCGAAAACCCCUCCAAAAAGGGAAAAUCAGAAACCUGUGAAUUUCUGACACAGUUGACAGCUUCAUUGAUCAAUUUCAACAGUAGGCCAACUUGCACAGUACAGCUUGGGUUGGCCUGACUGUGAAAGACCAAUAAGGAUUGAUCAUUUUAGGUAAUUCAGAGUGUAUGUCACUGUUUGUCAUAGAACUUUUCACACAGGGCGCCUUUCCUUUGUCGGGCGGGCCCUUUGGGAAUUUCUACCCACUUCUCCAAGCAAAUUUUUACCCACUUCUCCAAGCACCACUACACCACUGGUUACAGUGUGUGUGUGUGUGUGUGUGUGUGUGUGUGUGUGUAUUCCUCUCCAUGUGUGUCUGUAGGUGUGUGACGACAUAGAUGAAUGCCAGGGUCCUCCUGACAAUGGAGGCUGCACCGCCAACUCUCACUGCCACAACACCAGGGUAAGAGUCACAGCAGCUUGAAUAUUCCCAUUUAAGCCUGUUGAUAGUAGGCCUGAGUUGAAGCCUGGGCCUGUAUUUGUUGUCUCUCCCAGGGUUCAUUCCGCUGUGGGGAGUGUAAGAGUGGCUUCUCUGGGGACCAGGUGAGGGGCUGCAGGGGGGAGAGGCUCUGUGGGAACGGCCAGCCCAACCCCUGUGACAACAAUGCACAGUGUGUAGUGGAGAGAGACGGGAGCAUCAGCUGCCAGGUGAGAACACACACGUGACAUUAAUGUGCAGUCAAUCUAAAAUCUAAUCCAAAACCUUUCCUCUUCCGCCCAUCAGUGUGACAUAGGGUGGGCAGGUAACGGCUAUGUGUGUGGGAAGGACACAGACAUAGAUGCUUAUCCUGACGACAAGCUGAGGUGCAGGGACAACAGCUGUAAGAAGGUAAAAUCCAGGUCAUCUACUUCUCUACCUCUCCCUCUCCUUCUACCUCUCCCUCUCUCUCACCCUCUCCCUCUCCCCCUUAGUAAGGCAGCCUCCAUGUUUGUUUCCAGGACAACUGUGUGUUUGUUCCUAACUCUGGCCAAGAGGACGCAGACAGGGACGGGCUUGGGGACGCCUGUGAUGAUGACGCUGAUAGUGACGGCAUCGUUAACAUAGAGGUACACAACGUAUAGUAUAUUCACAAGCAGGUAGGAUACACCUUUAACACGUGCAGUAACCCUGUCUCUGUGUAACUCAGGAUAACUGUUGGCUGCAUCCUAACGUGGACCAGAAGAACAGCGAUAAGGAUCUCCAUGGCGAUGCGUGUGACAACUGCUUGACGACGGAAAACCCUGAUCAGCGGGACACAGACAAGGACGGGCUAGGCGAUGACUGUGACGAUGACAUGGAUGGAGACGGUGUGUGUGUGUGCGUGCUUUGACAUGCCUUCCCCAGGCUUUGGUCAUUAGAGAGUUGGAGACAGAAGGAAAGUGUACCACAGCUAGUGAUUUAUUUUAAGGUAGUGACUGUAGCAGUACUUUGUCACAUUAAGACGUCUUUAUCCAUGACGUUAAGAUCUAUUUUCCAAAACCACAAUUAGUCUGAGGUCAGUUUAGCUGUCUGGUUUAAAACAGCAUGUCUCCUGUCUCUAGCGGUUCCAGACUUGAUCAUUGUCUUCAACAGAGCGGAACCAUAUCUGUUGAAUCCAUUCACAUCCUCUGUCUGUAUCAGUCUGUCUUCCAUCAAAGUAUUUUAUUGAUUAAUUUUUUAUUAUUUUUUUUGUCAUUUAUCAGACGCUCUUAUCCAGAGCGACUUACAGUUAGUGAGUGCAUAAUCUUUUAUUAUUAUUAUUAUUUUAUUUUUUUCAUACUGGCCCCUGUGGGAAGUCUUCUACCUAUUAGCUCAUCUCUUUACAGGGAAAACAGGAGCUGGGGUAGGGUUCAGCCUCAUAAAGUUCAAAACACUAGUAAAACAUUGGUUUAAAUGAGUUCCCAUUUCUGAUUAUAAUUGAUCCAUUUGGAAUCGUAGCUGUUGUUUUAUAAAAAGCUCUGAUUCUGAAUGAUGUGCUCUUUAGCUACUAGAUUACCCUUUAAAAAAACCUCUCAUUUGUUCCAUUGGCAGAUGCAGUGAAAGUGUACCCCGGUUUAUUGUGUGUGUGUGUGCGUGUGUGUGUGUGUGCGUUUGAUGUUUCCUGUCUGUGCACUGGGGCAGGUCUCCAACCCCUUGAUCGUUUGGUCAUGUCUCCCCCUCUAACACUGAGCGCUUGGUCAUGUCUGUCUCCUCUGAUUUUUUUUUCUCCCAUUCCAUUAUAAACCCUGCCAGCAGCUGAGAGCCAGUGGAAACUAUUCACCUCUGCCCUAAACAAACACUGUCAUCUGGAGCCCGAGGAAACUAACACUCAGACUAGAAAAAGAACUGUGUCUGUGUUUUCAUCUGUGUGUGUGUUUUGUGGGCAGGCCUGAAGAACAUUCUGGAUAACUGCCAGCGUGUGCCCAACCCAGACCAGAGGGACCGAGACAACGAUGGGGUGGGAGACGCCUGUGACAGCUGUCCUGACAUGGUCAACCCCAACCAGGUAACCGUAAAACAACAACAACACAACCACAACAUAACCAUAGCACAACUACAACACAACCACAACACAACCAUAGCACAUCACAACUACAGCACUGCACUGCACAACACAACCACAACACAUCCACAGCCACAACACAACUAUAGCACCACCACCCACAGGUCAAAUAUCCUACCAAAUAUCAAACCUUUACCCCAACCCCAGACAGAAACCCACUGUUAAUGUAGCCAGUAGCCAGUAACAGGGUAGUGCAGCCUCAUGAGAAUAUUGAAUAAUAUUUAUGUUUCUUCUCCCACAGUCAGAUGUUGAUGAUGAUCUUGUAGGAGACACAUGUGACACCAACAUAGACAGGUAGAGCCUUCUAUAAACACAUCCUCACCUUUAGAAGUGAUACUUACUGAUAGUGAGUGUACUGGGUUGACUUUGACUCUCCUCUCUAUCAGUGAUGGAGAUGGUCACCAGAACACUAAGGACAACUGUCCUACAGUCAUCAACUCCUCCCAGCUGGACACAGAUAAGGACGGACAGGGAGACGAGUGUGACGAUGACGAUGACAACGAUGGUAUCCUGGACCAAGCAGACAACUGCAGACUGGUGGUCAACCCUGACCAGACAGAUGAGGACAGUCAGUCACAACACUGAUCCUCUUCCUUCCUGCUGUAUUAUAGCAAUGGUCUCUCUAGUCUAGUUGUUCUUCAGUGUGUGUGUGUGUGUGUGUGUGUGUGUGUGUGUGUGUGUGUGUGUGUGUGUGUGUGUGUGUGUGUGUGUGUGUGUGUGUGUGUGUAUGUCACAAAGAAUUAGCUGGCUCAAUGAUGGAUUAAUGUACAGUACACUAAUCCGGCAUGUACACUACCGGUCAAAAGUUUUAGAACACCUACUCAUUCAAGGAUUUUUCUUUAUUUUUUACUAUUUUCUACAUUGUAAAAUAAUAGUGAAGACAUCAAAACUAUGAAAUAACACAUAUGGAAAAUCAUGUAGUACCCAAAAAAGUAUUAAACAAAUCAAAAUAUAUUUUAUAUUUGAGAUUCUUCAAAUAGCCACCCUUUGCCUUGAUGACAGCUUUGCACACUCUUGGCAUUCUCUCAACUAGCUUCACCUGGAAUGUUUUCCAACAGUCUUGAAGGAGUACCCACGUAUGCUGAGCACUUGUUGGCUGCUUUUCCUUCACUCUGUGGUCCGACUCAUCCCAAACCAUCUCAAUUUGGUUGAGGUCGGGGGAUUGUGGAGGCCAGGUCAUCUGAUGCAGCACUCCAUCACUCUCCUUCUUGGUAAAAUAGCUCUUACACAGCCUGGAGGUGUGUUGGGUCAUCGUCCUGUUGAAAAACAAAUGAUAGUCCCACUAAGCCCAAACCAGAUGGGAUGGCGUAUCGCUGCAGAAUGCUGUGGUAGCCAUGCUGGUUAAGUGUGCCUUGAAUUCUAAAUAAAUCACAGACAGUGUCACCAGCAAAGCACCCCCACACCAUAACACCUUCUCCUCCAUGCUUUACGGUGGGAAAUAUACAUGCGGAGAUAAUCCGCUCACCCACACUGCGUCUCACAAAGACAAGGCGGUUGGAACCAAAAAUCUCAAAUUUGGACUCCAGACCAAAGGACACAUUUCCACCGGUCUAAUGUCCAUUGCUCGUGUUUCUUGGCCCAAGCAAGUCUCGUCUUCUUAUUGGUGUCCUUUACUAGUGGUUUCUUUGCAGCAAUUCGACCAUGAAGGCCUGAUUCACACACUCCUCUUCCAUUCCUGUGGCGGUGCUCAUGAGAGCCAGUUUCAUCAUAGCGCUUGAUGGUUUUUGCAACUGCACUUGAAGAAACUUUCAAAGUUCUUGAAAUGUUCCGUAUUGGCUAACCUUCAUGUCUUAAAGUAAUGAUGGACUGUCGUUUCUCUUUGCUUAUUUGAGCUGUUCUUGCCAUAAUAUGGACUUGGUAUUUUACCAAAUAGAGCUAUCUUCUGUAUACCCCCCCACCUUGUCACAACACAACUGAUUGGCUCAAACGCAUUAAGAAGGAAAGAAAUGCCACAAAUUAACUUUUAAGAAGGCACACCUGUUAAUUGAAAUACAUUCCAGGUGACUACCUCAUGAAGCUGGUUGAGAUAAUGCCAAGAGUGUGCAAAGCUGUCAUCAAGGCAAAGGGUGGCUAUUUGAAGAAUCUCAAAUCUCAAAUAUAUUUUGAUUUGUUUAGCACAUUUUUGGUUACUACAUGAUUCCAUAUGUGUUAUUUCAUAGUUUUGAUGUCUUCACUAUUAUUCUACAAUAAGAAAGAAAGAAAGAAAAACCCUUGACCGCUAGUGUAUGUGUGGUGUGUGUGUGUGUUCCAGAUGAUGGUGUGGGUGAUGCGUGUGCAGGGGACUUUGACCAGGACAAGGUGAUUGACAGGAUAGACAACUGUCCAGAGAACGCUGAGGUCACCCUGACUGACUUCAGAGCCUAUCAGACGGUAGUACUGGACCCUGAGGGUGACGCCCAGAUUGAUCCCAACUGGGUGGUUCUCAACCAGGUGACCUUAUCGUCUUAUGACAUUUUAGUCAUCUAGCAGAUAUUGAGUAACGAUAACAGUUGUAGAAUCAAAGAGUAUGCAAAAUAAGAGCAUAAAGUAAACCAUUCGUUCCUUGAUUGAGUUAUUUGAUUAAUUUUGAUCAAUGCUGUGUAGGUAGUGGAGUUUUCAGUAGUAUGCCAUCUGUAGUAUCAUAACUCUCUCUCUCUCCCCAGGGUAUGGAGAUAGUCCAGACUAUGAACUCUGACCCUGGCCUCGCUGUAGGUAUGACAACUGUCAGUUUCCAUUUGACAGGCAGAUGUCCACCCUCUCUCUGCCACCUGUGCUGUCUGUGUAGGCCCCACAUUGUUCAGUGUGUGUGUAUGUAAUAAGCCUGUGUGUGUGUGUGUGUGUGUGUGUGUGUGUGUGUGUGUGUGUGUGUGUGUGGGUGUGUGUGUGUGUGUGUGUGUGUGUGUGUGUGUGUGUGUGUGUGUGUGUGUGUGUGUGUGUGUGUGUGUGUGUGUGUGUGUGUGUGUGUGUGUGUAGGCUACACAGCGUUCAGUGGGGUGGACUUUGAGGGGACGUUCCAUGUCAACACGGUGACUGAUGAUGACUACGCAGGCUUCAUCUUCGGCUACCAGGACUCCUCCUCCUUCUACGUGGUCAUGUGGAAACAGACUGAGCAGACCUACUGGCAGGCUGUACCCUUCAGAGCUGUGGCUGAGCCUGGCAUACAGCUCAAGGUAAAAAUACAAAUAAAUAGUCACAUACGCCAGAUAGGUGCAGUGUUGUUUUACAGGGUCAGUCAUAGUAGUACAGUGCCCCUGGAGCUAAUUAGGGUUAAGUGCCUUGCUCAAUCGCACAUUGACAGAUUUUUCACUUUGUCAACUCGGGUAUUUGAACCAGCAACCUUUCAGUUACUGGCUCUAAUGGCUAGGCUACCUGCUGCCAUAUAGGUCUAGGGUAGCUAUAGGGGUGUGUGUGCGUGUGUGCAAGCUCCCAUGUGUUUUACAUAGUGAUCAAUCUCAAAAGGCUUCUGACCUUUCUUUGUUACCUUAUCCUACCUCUUCCUCCCUCCUUCAGGCAGUGAAGUCUAAGACAGGUCCAGGGGAGUAUCUGAGGAACUCCCUGUGGCAUACAGGAGACACCAAUGACCAGGUACGUCUGCUGUGGAAGGACAAGAGGAACGUGGGCUGGAAGGACAAGGUGUCCUACCGCUGGUACCUACAGCACAGACCACAGGUUGGAUACAUCAGGUGAGAAACACACAACCACCCACCCACACAAACGCGCACACACCCACACACACUAUAGUCUCGAAAACUCAACCCUAGGCAACACAGUGACUAGGGUCUGGUUUCAAUGAUGGACUCUUUUGUCAUACAGGAACUACGUCACUGGCUAUGUCGAUAAGAAAAAAAAAGAGGAACGUUUACAGGCAAAAAAUCUUUGCUGUGGUUUUAGUUAACGUAGCCACUUGCGAAAUGCACUCGUUAAAAAUAACCUCCAUGAUCUCUAUCUUUCUAGUUAUUAUUUUGUAUUUUAUUAAAGCAGAUAAAGUAGUGAUGUAGCCAGUGACGUAGUUCCUCUAUGCCAAGAGUCCAUCAUUGAAACUAGACCCUAGUCACUGUGUUGCCUAGGGUCGGGCUUCGAGACUACACACUCUAACACACACACACCCACACAAACGCUCUGAACCAUGUGUGUGUGUUGUGUUCAGGGCGCGUUUCUAUGAGGGUCCUAACCUGGUAGCAGACUCUGGGGUGAAGAUAGACACCAGUAUGCGAGGAGGGAGACUGGGCGUCUUCUGUUUCUCCCAGGAAAACAUAAUCUGGUCCAACCUCAAGUACCGCUGCAACGGUGAGUGACAGCCCACUCAGCCAACUAGCAGACAGAUACAGAGACUAGCCCCGGUCACAGCACUCCGAUAGGAUAGAAGCUGUCUAAGUAUUGUCAUUGAAACAGGAUGUUUAAGUCAACACCUCUCUGUUCUGUUUGUCCCUCUACAGACACCAUCCCUGAAGAUUACCAAGAGUACAGUGCCCAGAACACUGAAUAA
This is a messenger RNA of Coregonus sp. 'balchen', 12641 nucleotides long. The record is from the annotation of a GenBank genome assembly. NCBI's taxonomy places the organism in Eukaryota, Metazoa, Chordata, Actinopteri, Salmoniformes, Salmonidae.